UUCAUUCCAUCUGUGCAGGAUCUGUGCUGGAGUCCAGACUUGACUCCUCCUUCCUCUCUGCCUCUCACCCUCCCCCAUCCUGUGUAAAAACAAAUCUCCUUUUCUGCUCUGAAAGUAUUGAGUCAACAAAUGUCACCACAGCUAGACGGGGGCUUCUGAGUAGGAGGAGGGGUCUCCUUUUCUUAAGACCGAAGCACGGCAAAAAGUGGAUCAUUUCCAGAGAAGACACACCUGUUAGUUUGGAUUCUAAUGGUUAAAUUAAAGUGUUAUUUAGCCAUUUUGGGGUCAAAUGUGUGAUAAUCUUCAGCUCUAAGUGAAACCUGACACAUCUUUAUAGAUAUAGAAAAGCUAUGCGUAAAGGUUCAGUUGAUGCAUGCUUGAAGGAGAUAUAUAUCUCUCUCAAGCCCACGUGGCCGGUGUCAACAGGAGGAGGAAGAUCUUCAGCAGAGGAAUGAGGUAAACUGUGCUUCUUGCACACAAGCAGCAGAGUUUCUCUAAAAAUGAGCCAACGGUGUUCCAAAAUAAGAUGGCUAGUUUUGAUCAUAACUUUAAAACAGGUCUUUUACACAAAAUGGAAAGUCUCUAAACCUAACUGAAAAAAGAAAAAGACCAAAUUUCAAAAUAGGCAUUGAGAAAGGGAGGGAAAACCCCUGAGUCACCCUGAGUUAACUUCCUGUCUUAUUAAAAGGAAGAGGUGGUGGCAGCUUCUGCUCUGCCUCAGUCAGACAGUUGGGACCCAUGCAAUAUUGAACACAAAGUGCACUAGUUAGGGGGGUGGAGUCCUGCCUUCUGCACAGAAAUCCACUCCAGUGCUUCAGGGUAGCCAUCAUAGUGUUCACUAUUGUGUACGGCUGAGGGAGGAAGAAAAAAAGAGGGAGCUGAGGGGGGGGGGACCUGUCUCUUUGUGUGAGAAGGACUCAGCAGGAAAGUGUUUUUUUUUUAUGAAUUUGUCUUUUUGGAGGUUGUUUCUACAGGGAGGCUAUUCCCCUUGAGCUGCAGCAGGAUCUUCUCCACUUUUAUCCGUGCCUAAGCUGCCUUACUCUAGACUGACCCACAAGUAUGCUCCUCCGGCCGGCAAAACAGCAACACCCGGACUUCUCCUGAUGAUGAGAGCCAACGUCAGACUUAUUUCCAUGAAUAUUGAUGUGGAGCAGAGACUGUUUCAUAGAACAGAAGAAGGCAAGAUGGCUGCCCUUUAGGAUUUGUUAAAGAGGCAAUCCAGACGAUUUGCUGGAAUCUCUACAAAGUGGAGGGACAUAAAAAGAAGGUGGGACAGAGGGCAGGCUGGUGUAUGGGCUCUGAGAAGGCCAGAUGGAAACAGAAGAGGCCAAACAUGAGGCGGAAGAAAGUCUGAUGCUUGGACCAUUGGGAACACCUCAUCAUUGUUCUCGCAAAUUCCAGAAUGGAGCCCGGUGUUCACAGGAGGAGUCUCUGCAGUUCGGCAAUGGUGAGAGCUGGAUGACCGGCGUGGUGCACUACGAGCCCAGCAAAGCAGCUGGCUCCAUGAAGAGAUACAGGGAGAACUGCAACGCUCCUGCCUCCGAACAAGCACCCUUCCCCUCCGGGUUCUACAAGAUGAACGGAGAUCUAAUGAACGGAGACUUGAAGCGUGGAUUUCCUGAGCAGUCCUCGCCGGUCCACCAGCUGAAGAAAAUGAAAACAGAUGUUGAAAUGAAAGAAAACGGUGACUCAACCUAUAAUUUGGUGAAAACUGAGUCAAAGAAAACUGAAAUAGAACACAGUUCUGGUCAGACUAAUAUUAAUUUUGAUAUUAGGAACUGUCACAUAUCUAAUGGAGAUAUUUUUAGUCUACCACGUAAUAAGCCUGGUCCAAAUGGUGCUGUAUCUUCUUCCUCAACCAUAGAAAGCACUCAAGGUGAUCUGUUGGAGAAAACCCUGUCUCAGUAUUAUCCUGAGCAAGUGUCCAUCGCACCGCAAGCAUCUGGAUCACAGCUGGAUACUGUCAAUGACUCAUUAGCCACACACUCGGAUGAUGAAGGUGCCCAACCCCCUCCUCUAACCUCUGGCUUGUCAGAGUCGCAGCAGCCGCUGGAAGCAUCUGCAGAGGGCAGGAAUAGCUACAACUCUGGCAACUAUUUAGUAAAUGGAUCUUCCAAUGACUUUGGACUUAACCAUCAUCAGCAACAGUCUUCAUCCUGCCAUGGUCAGGAAAUGGCUCUGGGGGCACAACAACAUCCCAAUGGGGGACAGUGUUUUCAAGAUAUUGCAAACCUUCAGGGUACAUACACAAAAACCCAACAGGUGUACAACCCAAGGUCUUUUCUGAACCACAGUAAUUCCUUGCAGACAUCAGAGUCAGGCGGAUACGGAUCCCAUCUUAACUCUAGUGUAGACGAGAACAGACAGAGUGAAAAACUUGGAGCCGGUCUGCAUCAUGACACCAGCAUGGGAUUCCAGUACGGGACUCCAAAUCAGAACUUCCAAGAUAAUACUGGGCAGCAGCAUAGACCUGAUAGCCACAUGGGAACUGACCUCCAACAGCAAAAUCAUAUGGGGUCAUUAAACAGUAUGAAGAACACACACCAACAGGGAGCCAAUGUUUCCUGUUCCACACCCAGCCAAACAAAUUGGAUGGAAAGCAAUCUCUCACAUUCCCGUCAGCAGCUGACACAACGCCCGCCAUCCGAAGCAAAAGAGCAAGGAAUAUGGAGGGACUUCCCUGCUAAGUCUCAGUCAGAACAGCAAACCGCCAGCCCCCAGGUUUAUAACCAGACAGAUGAGCCAGACCCAGCACAAAGAUACAGGGACACACAGACACAAAGAUUUUUCACAGAUGGCAGCCAAGGGCCUAACAACUCCCAGCAAAGCCAGGAUGACUGCCUACCUGCUCGAAUGCAAUGUGCUUCAGCUCAGCACAAUGCUGCCCCGGAGUGGCAGCAGUCCAACUCAAAAGCGCCUCAGAUGCAGCAACAUCUUCUCCCGGAAUCGUCUGAGAAGAAAACCUUUCCUCAGAAUCAGCAAUCCAACUGCUACCUCUCCCCAAUGCAAUCAGAGCACUUAAAGGAAGACAAAGACUUGCAGGAGAUCCUCUCUUCAGAGUUUGUGACAACACAGCAACAGCACUGUCAUCUUCAACGCCCGUUGUCCCACCCACCACAGUUUGAAGCCCAGCAGCUAAAGUCCCCCACUUAUAGACCUCGCAGCCAACCUCCACCAGGUCAGCACCAGCCUCAACCAAACCAGCCUUUCAGUAAUAACCUUCAACACACUGACCAAUCAGCAUUUACCUUUAGUAACACUGAGAUGCAACAACCGCAACAUCAAAGACCUUGUCUCGUAAACUCAGGCAGCCAAAACCUCAAACACUUUCAACCACAGCAGCCUAACAACCACUGCAGUGAGCCCAACCAGGUGGACUUAGCCCAGACCUCCACACACUCACAACCUCACCUCCCACAGGCUCCGUUUAACCAGCAAUCAGCAACACGGUUGUAUCCCAAAGCUGAAGAGCAGAUGAGGGCUUCUUGUACUCAGUUUCAAACAGGACCUCGACUACCUCUGGGACCGCCGAGUCCCCAUGUUGACUUUCAGAGCCAUGCGGCCCUGCGUAUGCAUAUAUUACAAAAGCAGAAACGCCAUGGCCCUCCUCACCACUCUCAAAACUCAGUUGAUAACAAACAAAACCUGAGAGCCGUAAAAAUAGAAAACGGGCCCAGGUUCGAGCUGGCUGCCUCACGGCAGCAAGAACGGCUGUUCCAGAUCCGUGACGCACGGAUCGGUGGGGUUGAAAUCAAGCAGGAAAACGAACAAACCCUGUGUGUUCAAAAUAAGAAGGGAGGGAGCAUUCUCGCCUCGAUGGAACAAAGUUUGAUGCAGUACGAGCCCUCGAAUCUCUUUGAAAAGAAGCCCCUUGUUGUCGGUUCAUCAAAUAACGUCAAGGUGGAAUCGUCAGGUGCCGUCACCAUCCUAUCGACCAACACGGAUAUGACCGGGGCAGACUUGUCAGCCACAGCGGCUUCAUCCAAUUCAGCACUGAAAAAAACAUUGGACUCAACUCCCAAGAAGGACCAACUCCUGAAAAGUUUCAUAGAUUCCCCCAUGAAGUUGUUAGACACCCCGGUAAAGAAUCUUCUGGAUACACCCAUGAAAACCCAAUACGAGAUCCCAUCAUGUCAUUGUGUUGAUCAAAUCAUUGAGAAGGAUGAGGGCCCCUACUACACUCAUUUGGGAUCAGCACCUACUGUCGCUGGAAUACGGGAGUUGAUGGAGAAAAGGUCUGGUCUCGCUGGCCCAGCCAUCAGGAUCGAGAAAGUCAUUUACACCGGCAAGGAGGGGAAAAGUACACAAGGAUGCCCAAUAGCAAAAUGGGUGAUUCGACGAUCCAGUGUAGAGGAAAAGGUACUGGUUCUGGUCCGUGAACGUACCGGUCACAGAUGCGACACUGCCUGCAUUAUAAUUGUAAUCCUGGUCUGGGAGGGCAUCCAGCCCAGUUUGGCUGACCACCUCUACCUCGAGCUGCGUGAAACUUUAAUGAAACACGGAGCUCACACACAGAGACGCUGUGCUUUUAACGAGGAGAGGACCUGCGCAUGCCAGGGCUUUAACCCUGAAGCCAGUGGUGCGUCCUUCUCUUUUGGUUGCUCUUGGAGCAUGUACUAUAAUGGCUGCAAGUUUGCCCGGAGCAAAAUCCCAAGGAAGUUUAAGCUCCUAGGAGAUGACGUCAGAGAGGAAGAAAACCUUGAGAAGAAUUUUCAAAAUCUGGCAACAUUGCUGGCUCCGCUGUAUAAAACGAUGGCACCUGAGGCCUAUGGAAACCAGGUUGAACAUGAGCACAGGGCUCCAGAUUGUCGUUUGGGGCUGAAGGAGGGUCGGCCCUUCUCCGGAGUUACUGCAUGUUUGGAUUUUUGUGCCCACGCUCACAGAGACCUCCACAAUAUGCCGGGUGGAAGCACUGUGGUGUGUACCUUAACGAGGGAGGAUAAUCGAGAGAUUGGAAAGAUACCAGAUGAUGAGCAGCUUCAUGUCUUGCCUCUUUAUAAGGCUUCUAACACGGAUGAGUUCGGCAGUGAGGAGGGCCAGCAGGAAAAAAUGAAAUCAGGGGCCAUUCAAGUCCUCAGUGCCUUCCGUCGCCAGGUGCGCAUGCUGGCAGAGCCUGCCAAGUCUUGUCGGCAGAAGAAGCUGGAAGCGAAAAAGGCAGCCGCCAACAAGAAUGCCACGUUGGAAAGCUCCAAUGAUAAAGCUGAAAAGGCUCUUCUGGCCAAAUCAAAGGCCAGCACUUAUGAGAGUACUGGUCAGAGCGCUCCAUUUACAGGCGCUGUCGGAGCCCCGCUUCAGUCAGGUCACCCAUCAUAUCCCCUCGGUGCCAUGCCUCAGCAAAUUCAGCAGCCGCACCGGGGUGUGUUCCCCCCUUACCCUGCUUCGCCUAAUACAGCUCUCCAAAGGUUCCCCAACAGUCCAGGAUCUUUUCCAGGUUCUCCAAAGCCCAGGAGCAUGUACUCUCCUCAGUCGUCAACCCCAGCCAUGCCUUACCCUCCUUCAUUUCCAAACUCUUACAUGAACGGGCCUAAUCGCCUACAGCCAGGUCCCCAAUGUAAUGGAGGAAUGCCUGUCGAGGGUUUCCAUCCGUUCUAUCGCCAACAACAGCCAGCCAUUUUCCCUGAGCAGCAGUGUGUUGCACAGCAACGCUUUGAGCUCAAUUAUCCAGCGAGGUACGGUCAGCCAGGCUUCCAGGUCAAUGGUUACAGCGCCAUGCAACACCCUCAACCCAUGAGACAUUACGGUCCUUUUGGCCACAACAGAACCUCAGAUGGCCGAUUUGACCCGCUAUCAGGAGCUGCCUCUGUUAAUGGUGCCGUGGAUUAUGCACUUGCUGUAGGGAAAGGAAACCCGUUUGGAGAAUACCCAAAUCCAUACCUCCCUCAGAGCCCACACAUCCCAGGCCAGGAUUCCUUCCGUAUGCAAAUGCAGACAGAGAUGGGCAUGCCUAACCCACAAGUGCUUCCAGCUCAGCUCAGUGGCGGCUGUUUAAAUGGCGAAGCACACAUCAAGCAGGAGCCCGGAAUGCCGCAGACACCCACGACCCCCAAAAAACCAGAGAUGUGGUCGGACAACGAGCACAACUUUUUGGAUCCAGAGAUUGGUGGUGUGGCCGUAGCUCCCAGUCAUGGCUCUGUCCUCAUCGAGUGUGCGAAGCGGGAGCUGCACGCCACAACACCGCUCAAAAAUCCUGAUCGUAACCACCCAACGCGGAUCUCCUUGGUUUUCUACCAGCACAAGAACCUGAAUGAGGCAAAGCACGGGCUGGCGAUGUGGGAAGCUAAGAUGGCAGAAAAGGCUCGAGAGAAGGAGGAGGAGGCUGAGAGGAACGGCGGGGAAGGAACUCCAAGCAAGAGCAGCAAGAAGGGCGGGAAGCGGGAGCAUCUAGAGUCUUCAGAGACCACUGGGGAACCUCCAUACAAACGCUUCAUAAAGGCACUAAUGGAAGGAUCGUCAUCAUCAUUCACAACCAAUACUCACGUAAUGACUACUCCGUAUGCAUUUACCAAGGUCACGGGACCUUACAGUCAGUUUGUGUAGAAGACAACGUCCAGGGAAGUUGAAGGUGCUAAAACACAAUUCACACGGAUCAAAUCACUAACGGAAGCCUUGUGAUGAAUAAAAACACACUGUUUUUCCUCACUUCUUACAAAACCAAGCUUUACUAGGUGAUCCUUGGGAGGACGUGGUAACUCUUGCAAUAUACCUGAAAAAUCUGUGGUGCUUCAAGUCUAACACACAAGGAUCUCUUUUCUGCUGGAAACAAAGUUUCAUUUAUGCUGGCUUUAUUUUUCUUACAGAGUUUCUAAUCUUUGCAUAAAGCACUGACUUUGUAAAGUCCAGAACUCCAGGGGCUGAUAAGUCUACUAAUCACCACUUUUUUUAUUCAGAUGCCUUCACACUAAAACCAGAAUGCACUCUACAAGAUAUCCCCACGAACAUCUCCAUCAUUUCUAGGAAGUCUGUGUUUCUCGGAGCACUUUUUUUUUUUAUCAUUUGAAUCUAAUGUUUCAGACAUCAGUACAUAGAAAGAUACCCUGGAUAUGCUCUAUAAAAAUAUGUAUACAGGUGGAACUCUGUAAAUGAGAAUAUCAUGAAAAAUUUGAUCAAUUUUGUGUUUCAAUGCAAUUAAGGGAAGCCUAUUUUAAUCGAUCCGUAACUUAAAGUAGGGUGCCAUCAAAAUGGUUCAACUGUAACUUAAUAAAUGCUGUCAGUAAGGAAGAACAUAGGAAAAAGAAGCUGAAUGCUACCAUCUUAGUUCCUUUAGCAUAGCGAGCCCAUGUUGAAAACAUUAUUUCCUCUUGUCUUUUGGUUUGUGUAAUAGAGCUUCAUCCACUCGUUAACUUUUUUGUAGUUGUA
This is a messenger RNA of Cyprinodon variegatus (sheepshead minnow), 7356 nucleotides long. RefSeq names its product tet methylcytosine dioxygenase 2 (gene tet2). Gene Ontology annotation, molecular function: DNA 5-methylcytosine dioxygenase activity. The transcript has 10 exons. Bases 1312 to 6537 code for a protein of 1741 amino acids. Lineage: Eukaryota; Metazoa; Chordata; Actinopteri; Cyprinodontiformes; Cyprinodontidae. Gene Ontology annotation, biological process: oxidative demethylation; myeloid cell differentiation; positive regulation of transcription by RNA polymerase II. Gene Ontology annotation, cellular component: nucleus. The record is from RefSeq and is a predicted model, not a curated record.